This is a messenger RNA of Labrus bergylta (ballan wrasse), 8164 nucleotides long. NCBI's taxonomy places the organism in Eukaryota, Metazoa, Chordata, Actinopteri, Labriformes, Labridae. The record is from RefSeq and is a predicted model, not a curated record.
AGCCUGGUCGGACUGGUACCGGGACCGGACGUGCUUUGAAUCAUCUGACGGUCCGGUACCAGCAGGGUGGGGUCAGAUCUCUGGUUUGCUGUGUGUGAUGAAGACUCGGUGAUGAAGACUCGGUGAUGAAGACUCGAUGAUGAAGACUCGGUGAUGAAGACUGCGGACUGAUGAAGGUCUGAUUCUGCGGGGUCUCCUCCUCCUCUCGCGCAGGGAGCGCGCCGCGCGGCACCGGACGGACGGAGAGGCGUGACGCGCCGGAACCGCAUCUCCAGGAUGGCAGGUCCUGACGUGUGGUCGGGGAUCAAACCUGAGGCUCUCUGAUGAUCAUGGACCCUGUGAUCCCUCCGGGCGCCGGCUCCAGGAUCAGGACUAGGAUGGAGCACAGAACGUCAGCGAGCAGCAGACGCACGCUCGCUGCGGUACUGCUGUCGGCCGCCAUGUUGGUUUCUAUGGUGACAUCGAGCUCACCUGCUCCAGGUGUGUUGGACUUUAACAGAACUGCAGAGUCUCUGUCUCGUCCUUCAUCAUCAUCAUCCUCGUUACCCUCCGACCCCUCUUCCCUCUCCCCCUCUCCACCUCGACCUCUCGCCCCAAGUCCGCUCUCAGAAUCCGAUUACCACGGCAACAGCCACGGGGCGGGCUCGUCAGAGGACUCGGACUCGGGCGCUCAGGGGAUCCACCUCCUGCUGAGACCUCCAGACCUGCUGUCCCCCAGCCUCCCCCCGCCCCUCCCCCCACACACCCAGCCCACCCUCACCCCUCCCCCUCCCUGGGAGCAGGGUCCCUCCUUGGAGGAGGCCUGGGGCUCCGGAGACUACCUGGAGACUCUUUCUUUCAUGGUGCCCGAUGGGGAGGAGCUUGCCCUGGCCACGCCCCUUCCCAAUCACCCCUAUGACGAGGACGAUGGGGGGGACUGGGUCUCCUACGACAACACCUUCCCCGCUCGUCCCACCCUUUCCCUCUCCUCCCGCCUUCCCCUCUUGCCCUCCUCCUCCACCCCCGGCAUCGCCCUGCACACUCGCCCCGCCCACCCGGAUGUCUUCCCCACCUGGGACGAGGACUACGACCUGGAGGACAUGAUGCCCCUGGAGCCGACGGAGCUGCUGCUCCCGGACAUGAACAGUCUGGAGUACUACACCAACCUGCUCGCCCGGGAGAGGGAGAGGGGCCGGCCCGACUCCAAACCCCCCAUCGCUCCGACCACAACCCAAACCCCCGCUGCCCUUCCGUCUCCAUCCCCGAGCUCUGGCCCUCAUCAGGAACGGGAGCCUAAGCGCCCCCCAGUGGGUCCUACCCCUCCUCUCACCCUGUCGCCUACUCUCACAGGUGAGGGGAAGCCACACCCACCAUCGACGACUCUAAAAACCCCUUCCACCGCCCCUCCUCCAGCUCCAAAACCAAAAGACCACGCCCCAAUCCCGGGCAGGCACCCUCCUCGUCCCCCUUCAAACACCACCAGCAGGGUGCCUCCCCCUCCACCGCUGGGCCCCCCCACCCGCCCCGACAGACCAGAGAGGCCUCCUGUGGUUGUAGAGAAGCCGGGGAUGACUCCUCCAACUCAGACCACCACCACCACUACCACCACCACGCAGAUCACUGCCAUCAGCCUGACCAGAGCCCCUCCGGUCACAACACCUAAAGUGGCCCAGACUCCGCCCACAAGGCAGUACCUGUGUAACGUCACCAAGCCGGAGAUGUACCUGGUCAGAGUAGUCAGUUCCAGAGGUUCACCUGCAGGUUUCAGUCAGGUCAGAGACCUCCUGAAGAGAGAGUUCAACCGCUCAGUGGAGCUACAGUUUCUGAGAACGCCGUCCAGUUUUGCCUUUCGAGUCGUUUCAGGACCCCUGAUCUUCACCGCCAUUUCGGUCAUCAACGCCCUUCGCACACCGGCGCGCGGCACCGGCCCAGUUCCCACUCUGUCGCCGCUCUACACCAUACCUGACCUCAGGUACCAGGUUCACUCUGUGCUGCAGUUUGUCCCCGCCCACGUGGAUGUCAGGGUCUGCAACUUCAGCGAGCGGGUGGAGAGAGGGCUGAUGAUGGCGUACGCGGAGACGCGGAGACGGACGCACGAGGCGGGAAACGUGAGCGUACAGCUGUUAAACGUCACCCUGAGCGUGACACGCCCAACAAUGGAGAAGAAAGUUCCGGUUGACAUCACCUUCGCUGUGCGGGAUGGGCGAGACUACCUGCUGGGGUCAGAGGUCAGCGAACACCUGAGGAAGCUGAACCUGGUUGAGUUCAGCUUUUACGUCGGAUUUCCCGCCCUUCAGAUCGCAGAACCGUUUCAUUACUCUGAGCUGAACACGUCUCACCACCUGCGCUCCACCUGGGUCCGCACAGUCCUGUUGGGGGUUCACGAGCAGCUGGUGGCUGAGAGGAGCUUUAAAGCUCGUCUGGAGAGACGCCUGGCUCUGCUGCUGGAGGAGGGACUGCAGGGAGUCAACAGGAGGCGCUGGAAGAGAGCUACAGCAGUGGGCAACAACAGUCUGCAGGUUGUCCGGGUGUUGUCGUUGUCUGGUCCAGAGCGCCCCCUGGAGGUCUUUUAUUUUGUGGAGGGUCCAGGCGGUGAGCGUAUACCAGCUGAGGUGACAGCAGCCACCCUUAACCGCGUUGACCUGCAGAGAGCCGCCAUCGUGCUGGGACACCGAGUCCAAAGACCGCUCGCCCAGCCGGUGGAGACCCUCUCCAUCCCCCCUGCAGAGACUCAGAGCAGCAGUGUCUGGCUGAUUGUGGGUGUGGUCGUUCCGGUGCUGCUGGCCGUCUUCAUCAUCAUCAUCCUGUACUGGAAGCUGUGCGGCUCAGAGAAGCUGGAGUUCCAGCCAGACGCGAUAAACACGAUCCAGCAGAGGCAGAAGCUCCAGGCUCCCAGCGUCAAAGGUUUCGACUUCGCUAAGCUUCACCUCGGUCAGCACAGCAAAGACGACAUCAUGGUGAUCCAGGAGCCUGGCCCCCUGCCCGCCCCUGUCAAAGAGGCCACACCCUCCGACGGUGGAGACCUCAAUACCCCCAAAUCUAAAGGCUCCUCCACCAAGGCAGCGCGCUCCGGCCGCCGCAGGGGCCGGCUCAGCCCAUCAGACGGUGACUCGUUAGGAAGCGAGCAAUCGAGCGGCAGAGAAUCGGCCGAGGAAAGCACUCGAGCUGUGGCCACGCCCAGUGAGGGGAAACAGCACAGGAAGACGCCCAAAAAUGGGAGGAGCAAGAUGGGUGGCGGUCCGGACGAGCUCCUCUCCUCCUCCUCCAUCUUUGACCACGUCGACCGGCUUUCUCGGGGCUCAUCUGACGGCACGCGUCGCCAGGCCAACAAGGUGCAGCUGAUUGCCAUGCAGCCUCGUCCGAGCCCGCCGCAUGCCGCGUCACAGCACAGCCCCACCCUCACUGAGAAGGUCAAUACAGAGGUGGCGCUGAGACACAAGUCAGAGAUCGAGCAUCACAGGAACAAACUCCGGCAGCGAGCCAAGAGGCGGGGCCAGUGCGAGUUUCCCUCCAUGGAUGACAUCAUGGACGCAUUUGGAGAGGGACCCGUGCAGAGCGAAGUGGCGCAGCGUCUCUAUAGCUCUGCCCACGACCACAUGGACUGCAUCCUGCAGGCCGACGGCCAAUCUCCCCCCACCCCCAACGACUCCAGGAAGAGAGGGAGGCGCUCUCCUCGGGGUCGGCGGGCUCAGCCAGGACCUGGAAGUCUUCCUGAUACAGACAGAGAUCGGUUGCUCACUGAUCAAAGCGCCACCUACAGGAAAUACCCAGGACUGAACAAUGUGGCGUACAUGUCCGAUCCGGACCUGCCCCCGGAUCACGGAAGCCCCUCCCCCACUGAUGAAGUGUUUGACUCUGCCCCACCCCCGCCCCCCUACAUGCCCCCCCAGCCCUCCAUAGAGGAGGCGCGGCAGCAGAUGCACUCCCUCCUGGACGACGCUUUCGCCCUGGUGUCGCCGUCCUCGCAGGGCAGCGCCGGGCUGAGUGGGGUAAGCCCUGCCCUGCCUAGCCCCUCCCCCCAGACCUGCCCCCCAGGCAGGCAGUGGGGCUCUUACCAAGCAGCCCCCUCUCAGAGCCCCUUUUCUGCAAGAUACGCAGAACUAGGGAUGUCUCCCACGUCUGUCCAGGGUCUACUGCAAAGACAGGGCCUGAGUUCAGGAGGGUACAUCUCUACUGGAGACCAGCUGCAGGACUCUGUUUACUCCAGCAGGGGGCAGUAUGAAGACCCCCCUUCAUCAUCCAGACCGCGACCUGUAGGGGGGCAGCCAGGUGCACAGCUCCAUCACCUGACCCAGGUGGGUCUGUCGAGUCAGAUCAGCGCGUAUCCCGGGGUGGGUCGCAGUAUGUCGGGUCCAACCGGCUCCAGCUGGAACCAGCAGCACUCGGACCAGGACCUGUCGAGACCAGGAGCCAGCAGAGAGAGUGUGCUGUCGUUCCCUGAGUUCUCCUCAUCCUCGGUUUUUCAAAUGCCCAGCUCCUCGUUGCGGGACCCAUCUGCCCCGCCCCUCCUUCUGACCUCACCGACCCCCGAGUACCCACCUGAGGAUGCCUCCCCUUCCGCCCACACCUCGGCCUCCCUGAUAAAGGCCAUCAGGGAGGAGCUGCGACGUCUGGCCCAGAAACAGGCAGCAGUGACCAGUUACCCUUAGACUGGUCCGGGAUUCUCUUGGAUCAGUACUGGACAGGUUUCCGAGCCUGUAAGGACCAGCUUACAAACAUGAAACUGAUCACAACACUUUGGACUGUGGAUCUACGACUGUGCCGUCAAACACUUAAUAACUCUGGACCACGAUCCACAUCUGAAUGAGGACAGAGUCUCUGGACUGAAGGACCUCCGGUUCUGUACAGGGUCCCCAUCUAUUCGUCUGUCUGUCAUCCUUCAGCUCCAUGUUCAUUGGUCAGUUCUGACUCUUCAUGUUUCCAUUCAGGUGCUUCCUAAACAGGUUCAGUCACUGAUAAUCAAUCCACAACUUCAGGAGCAACACUUUUAUUCUGAAUGUUUUAUUCCUGCUGUUCCUCAAUGAAUCGUUUUAAUGAUGGUCUGAUGUGGAUCAUCGAUCCUGAGCUCCUGAUGGUCUCUCCUGACUUGGUUAGGGAGAUCUUUUAGUCCUAAACUUCUGGAGCUGAUUGUUUUCCCCCCUCACAUUCUUCAGUGGCAGUUUAUUCCUGAACACAUCGAGUGGAUCAUCUGGCCUUACUCUCCGGGGGAAGAGAGCACUGCUGGAUUCUGGAGUGCCUGGUCACUACAGACUCCCUGCAGAGAUCCAGCCUUGCUCUUCCAGAAAUUCAAUGAAGAUUGUUUUUUUUAAGCAUCUGAACCCUCCUGACCGUACGAUUUGUCCUUCCUGACCCUACAAGUGGAUGUUCCCUCCUGACCCUACAAGUGGAUAUUCCUUACCGAUCGUACAGAAGGAUGUUCCCUGCCAAUCGUUCCUCCUGAAGUUCUGACCUCGAUUGUCUCUCUGGACCUUCUGUGGUGCUAACUGUCAGCCUCGUACCAUCUCCUCAUCGACCACUUAUUGCCUUCACAUCCCAUCAGCCGCGAGGAACAGGUCUCCGUCCAUCAACCACAUCAGUGCAGUCUUUGCACUGUCGACAGCUGGAGGUGGCAAAUAGUUCCUACGGCAACAGGACGCAAAAUAGGAAAAUAAAAUAAAUAUCUAUAAAGUUGAUAUAAAUAUCUGUAAAGAGAUAGAAUCCCAAUGAGCACAAUAUAAAUGUCAGAGUAAUUAUCGGAGUAUUGAGAUGUGACUUAUUUUUUAUUGCUUAUAAAUGAAAGUAUACUUUAAAUCCUUUAUUUUGAUCAAAAAAAAGACCAAACUACUGUUCUAGUUGUGUUGCUCUUGUGUUUGAGCUCGCUGUAGAUCUGAGCCUGCGCUUAUUUCUCAGUGUAGGCGUUGCUUACCGUAGCUGCUAGCUUGUUGUGUUCAUGUAUCGGUGGCAAUGAAAAAAGAAAUACUGCUAUUGCAUUGCUUUAAUAUAUCGAGUUCCCUCAUUGGCAAUGUGUUGCAUUCAUCAAUCUGUGGGCAGAAAAAUAUAGAUUAAUUUUUCUGUGCGGAGGCAGAGAUGUGAAACCAGUCGUUCAUCACAACCGGAAGAUGAAGCUAAUAGCCAACACACCAGCGUCCCUCGGAGGCUUUAAAGUUCAUUAUACUCGAGAAAAUUGCCCAAAAUAGAUGUAAUGAGUGGAGCAGUGAUGAUUUAAGGUCAACCUUAAAUGUCCUUCUUAUCUGCGUAAGGUUAACAAGGGAAAGAAAACGGGACCCAGGACAGAACCUUGGGGUGCACCACAACUAAGAGUCACAGAUAAAAACUUGAAAACAAAGCUGCUUCAGAAGUUUUAAGUUUAAGAUGGAAGAUUUGCUUUUCUCUUUUAAUUAAUGGUUGUAGCUAUGAACCAUAAGUACUCUUUAAAUUCUACAUCUGGCACUCACAGACUACCUGAAAACCAUCCCACUGGAUGAUUUCAACAACUCUGACAUUUUUUGUCUUCACGGGCCGGUUGUGCAGCUGAACGACUGGUUCUCCUCUCUGCUAGUCGGCUGUUUUCUUUGUAGUGUUGUGGAGAAGUCAGUCGCUCGUAAAAAAAAAAGAAAAAAGAAAUCUGGUUUCAUUGAGUAAAAGAGGGUUUGUUCGUCUCUGCUCUCUGCUCUUCUUUAGCAUGUUUGACUAAGUUUGAGGCUUUAGCUACUCGUGAUGUUCCAGUAAAUGUUAGCAUGCUGCUUAAAGAUAUUUAAAAACAGAAUUUGAAAAAGUAAAGAGUUGUUCCACAUCAAGUUAAGAGUGAGCAAAGAGUGCCAUCAAACCAUCAUUCAUCCAAACACAGUAGGAAAAAAAAUCAUAUGAAUCAUGUAUUUUUUUUUUUUUUUGCAUUUACAAAAGCUAUUUUUAAAUCUAAAGAAAGUGGAUAUGGUGUUUAAUAGAAAACAUAAUAUAUAUGAAAUAUUUUAUCUGUGAUCGCUCUGCUGAAUGGACUCAAAGAUCUGCCCAUCAACAGUGCCAACACAUCCUUCAUGGAGCAGGAACACACCACAGAACUUGUCGCUGGCUGUGGACUCUCUGAUUGGACCUUAGCACCUGUCAUUCAGGCUGUAGGACUUGGUCAUACCCUACAGGUUCACAUGGUGCUAAAUCUACGACUCCAGGUGUGUCUGAAACACGUCAGAUCACGCCUGAAACAGAAAAAAAGUCAACCUGUGUACAGUGCAGGUGACAAGAUGACCCGAGGAGUUUGUAUUGUCGUAUCAAUCUUCUCCUGAAUGUUUCCUUCAAUGUUUUCUAGAGUUUCUGUGUUUUCUAGAUCCUCAGUGAGUGGACGAUGUUUACUCGUGACAAAACUACAGAUCCCGUCUUACUCGCAUUACACUAACACAGACAGAGCCUCCAAGUCCUGAAAUCUUUUCUAAAUCGUGUGCAAACAAGAUGUUAUCCAGAUACAAACAUGUCCAAACAUCCUUACAGAAGUAAACAAGAUACCGAACACUUAUCACAAGAUUAUAACGACAUGUUGAGUUAUAAGAAAACAAAAUAUUAACUUUCACUAAUUUGUGCUUGUGGGUAACACAAUUUGACAAAACAGAUAAAUCUUCUAACCUUUAUUAGGGACUCAAAAACAAAGAUGUCUGUGCAAAGUAAUAUUAGAAGUACUUAGUAUUUUGCAUGCAGAUGCUUGUACAAUGUCUAACUUGCAAAAGUAUUUAUUGGCAAUAAGUUGAAUGCAAGUUAGACAUUGUGCACGUUUUUCCUUGUGUUUUCCUACUCUACCAUUGAAACUGAAAACAUGUUUUGUAGUUUCUGAUCUGUAAUGGUCGCACAGUUUGAGUCUGUAGUUUUGUCCUGAAUAAAAAACGUCCCUCUCUGAGCUGAACCACAUUCCCGCCACUCCUCUCAGGUGAUGUUCCAACACGCAGCUUCACUGAGACCGACCAGGUGAGCUCGCAUCUGUUCCAGGUGUGAUUCAGGUAACUCAGUGAGACUGCCUGCUGGAAAAACCUGAAGGAAAAAAGUUACUUUAAUGUGACAUCAGUGACCUGGGAACACUGCCAGCAGUCUCACCUGUCCGCCUGCAGCCAGGUGAGUCUGAGUGUGUCACAUGACAGGACCUACGUGACCUUUGUGUGAGCUGCAUCCUGUUUGAGUCUAAAAGAUUGUGUUAUCUAACAUUAAAGAGAUGUGUUUAAAUCAA